Molecule: messenger RNA, 2647 nt
Organism: Sorghum bicolor (sorghum)
Lineage: Eukaryota; Viridiplantae; Streptophyta; Magnoliopsida; Poales; Poaceae
Product: probable xyloglucan galactosyltransferase GT19
Exons: 1
Coding region: 1034-2479 (481 amino acids)
Molecular function (GO): glycosyltransferase activity
Source: RefSeq, a predicted model, not a curated record
AACACUGCCAUUAAGUGGGCAAAUUCAUGUUAUUUUAUUUGAUUUUGACCUCACCACACCAGCACAUACUACUAUUUUCUGGAUUACCAAGGAUUUAUAACCGGUCUAGUUCGCCACAUGCCCUUUUGCAGCCAAGCCUGAAAUAUAUACAUGUCGAAAAUUGGGCACAUUUUAUUUCAAGUGAAGGCCAUCUCUCGUAUGUAGGAGUCCAAAGACUCAUUGGGCUCGGUUGGGCCUGAUCGUCGGAUGAUACUGGGCUGUUUGGCACGAAGAAACGGUUCCGAUUCUGGGCGAGAAUCGCUGCCCACACCUGGAGGACUUUAUCCAUCUAAGGUAUUUUCAAAAAAAUUCAAGAUUCUUCGUUACAUCGAAUCUUGUGGCACAUGCAUGAAAUAUUAAAUAUAGAUAAAAACAAAAACUAAUUACACAGUUUGCCUGUAAAUCGUGAGAUGAAUUUUUUAAAUUUAGUUAGUCCAUGAUUGGAUAAUAUUUGUCAAAUAAAAACGAAAGGCUACAGUGCCCAAAAACUAAAACUUUUGGGAACCGAACAAGACCUAAAUUAUAAGACUUUUAGGCUUUUUUACCCUAGAUUUGACUAUUCAUCUUAUUUAAAAAUAUAUAAAUAUAAUCAAAUUUAAAUAAUUAUUGAAGAAAUUUUAAUAACAAAUCAAGCCACGAUAAAAAAAAUAAUAUUUGAAACAUUGACGAGAGAAUAUGAAGUUGAAAUAUUUUUACAAGGAACACGAAUAUCCAUCAAACACAACCUAAAAAAUGAUAUACGUUCCAAAGAAAAAGAAACAGCUGGCCAAUAAAGGGUUUUUUUUUUUUUUUUUUUUUUUUGUCGUGGCUGGCGCCAUGCCCAUGAGUAUGUGUGUGUAACUGCCCUGGGUAGGCGGGCCAGAUCCACGAGACGUGUGGUGUGCAUGGUGCUUCCUUGGACUAGGCCACUUGGGCAACAAUGGCCAUGGCAUGACGGCCGGCCGGACAGGGACAGGCAUUCGUCCCCACCCCGAGAUCGAGAUCGAGAUCGAUAAUGGCGGCGCGCCUCCUCCUCACGCUUCUCCUCUGCUCCGUCGUCAUUACUGGCGCCUCUUCCCGCAAGAAGAAGACUAGCCUGGCAGUGGCAGUGCCAGUGGCACCACCACCAGACGGCCCGCCAGACCCUUGCGCCGGCCGCCGCAUCCACAUCCGUCGCCUCCCCGCGAGCUUCAACACGCAGCUGCUCCUCUACUGCGGCAGCGGCAGCGGCAGCGGCACGGCGUUCCCGCUGGCGGACCCAGGUGACUCCAAGUGGUCAGUGCCGGCGUGCGCCUCCCUGGCCAACCACGGGCUGGGCCCGCGCACCCACAACGGCACCCGUUCCUGGUACCGCACGGACGCCCGGCUGCUGGAGCCCUUCUUCCACCGCCGCCUGCUGGAGCACCAGUGCCUGGUGUCCCGCCCCGCACAGGCCGACGCCGUCUUCCUCCCCUACUACGCGGCGCUGGACGCGCUGCCCUACGUCCUCCACCCGGACCUCCUCAACUCCUCCGCGCUCCACGGGGUGCCGCUCGCGCGCUUCCUGGCGCACCACCAGCCGCGGGUCCUCGCGCGCCGCCACGGCCACGACCACUUCUUCCUCCUCGCCGGCACCGCCUGGGACUACUCGCAGCCGCACGACGCCGACCCCCGCCUCUACGGCACCACGUCGCUGCUCCGCCUCCCCGACCUCGCCAACUUCACCGUCCUCACCCUCGAGUCGCGCGCCUGGCCCUGGCAGGAGCACGCCAUCCCGCACCCGACCUCCUUCCACCCGUCCUCGCUGCCGCGCCUCCGGUCCUGGAUCGCCCGCGCGCGCCGCUCCCGACGCACCGCGCUCAUGCUCUACGCCGGCGGCGUCUCCAGGCCGUCCAGGCCCAACAUCCGGGGCGCCAUCCUCGCCGAGUGCGCCAACCGCACCACGUCGUCGCCUGAUGUGUGCACCGUCGUCGACUGCUCCGCCGCCGCGUGCGGCCUCAACCCCGUGGCUUACAUGCGGCCCAUGCUCAAGGCCAACUUCUGCCUGCAGCCGCCCGGGGACUCGCCGUCCCGCCGCUCCACGUUCGACGCCAUCGUCGCCGGGUGCAUCCCGGUCUUCUUCGAGCACGCCGCCGCCAGGGCGCACUACGGCUGGCACCUGCCCCGCGGGAGGUACGACCAGUUCUCGGUCACCAUACCCAAGGAGUCGGUGGUGAUGGGGGACGUCAGGAUCGCCGACGUGCUGGCGGCGGUGCCCGAGGACAAGGUCGCCAGGAUGCGGGAGCGCGUGCUGGAGAUGGCGCCCAGGGUGGUGUACCGGCGGCACGGGAGCGCCGCGGAACUGAGAGACUCCACUAGCUAUAGGGACGCCGUCGACCUCGCCGUGGAGGGCGUCCUGAGGAGGAUACGGAGGCGGGUGAGCGCGCUGGAGGACGCCCAACCGGACGCCAUCUACGAGCUGGAGGAGGACGACGACGAUUAGGAUUAGGAUUAGGAUUAGGAUUAGGAUUAGGACGGACAUUCUCAUUUGAGCUGAUCGAGCCAACACAGAUUACAUGCAUACAAUUUCUUCUUCUUUCUUGUAAUAACAAAGAUUUGACUUCAUCAGUGUGUAGUACAACAGCAACAAAGGCAAGCUACGUAGAUUGGA